AAAAAUUCUUAUUUUCCUCUUAUUUCGAUUUUUAUUUUGCUAUAAAUUUUUAUCAAAUGAUAGUGUGUUAUAUUAAUAUUUUAACCAAUAUGUUGUAAAGAGCUCCACCUAGACGUUCACCUUCCCGUCAAAACGACAUCCAACAAUCCAAGGGUUUAAGCACACCUUUUUACACCUUUACAAUAACCCAGAAAAUCUCUACUUCUUACUUCACUCUUUUCUGCAAAAACCCUUCAAAUCUUUUCCAAAAUUUCUACCCUUGUUUCUCUCAUCUGCAAUGAUGGAAGCUACUAAUCGAAGAUUACGAUUAAAAUUUCAUGACCCUAAUAUUUUGAGUAAAACCCAGAAGAAAAAUGGUCUCAAACAUUCAUGGUUUUUUCUCAAACCACACCAUGAGACAAUUUCUGAUGUUGCUGCAUACAUCAUUCACUCUUUUGAUCUCCAUGAAUCUUGCCCGCAUGGCCUGAUUCUCUAUAUGGAUGGAUUUGUUCUUCCACCUUUUGAGUCAACUACCAUUUUGAAGGAUAAAGAUCUAAUAAGUGUGAAAAGAAAAGGGUUGGGCUCGUGUGAAUCGAUGAAGGCAAUUGAAGAGGCAAUGCCUAGUCUUAAGGACGAAACAGUAGACAAGCAACUAUUACCUUCUGGUGUCAGGCUUUUGGGCAUUUUGGCAAAUGAGGAGUUUGACAAAGAGACUGUUGUUUACCAAAGUGUAACUGAUAAGGAUAAUGAGGCAGAGGCAUUUGUGGAAUGUGCUCCUGAUGGAGACGUUGCUUUCAAGAAGAGAAAAGAAACUAGCCCAAUUGAGAUGACUAAGAGAAAGAGACAGCGAUGCUUGACGUCUAAAGAUGUCCUAAAGAAGGACAAUGAUCAUGAGCCUAUAAAAACACUGCAGAAGAAAAGAAAGCUUGCAAAUGGGAGUAAGCAUGAAAUCGCUUUAGAUUGCACCAAUGAUUUGGAGCCAGGAUCCAAGUUCAAUGAACCUGAGGAGAAAAGGGAUGAAACGCUAAAUGGCUCUGGUGUGCCUAAAUCUAAACAGGCUUGUAGAAGUUCUCGCCGUAAGAAGUUGCAAAGGCAGUGGCGGAAACUGCGUACUUCUAAUUUGGAUGAGGAUGUUGAUCAGCAACUCCCUGCAAAUAGUCUCGGUAAAGAUUCAGGAUCUAGAAAAGAUGUGAAUACUAACAUACAACAGUUAGUUGAGGAAGAUGGUGAUGCAGAUGAUGGUGAUCUUGUCCCUGUAGAGAUUUGUCCUGGACAUGUACGCUUCAUUUCUGCUACAAAAGCAAAGGAUUUGAAUAAAAAUGAAGAAGCAAGUGGUUGGGAUCUUCAGAAGAGUCAAAAAGUAAGUGAUUGGGAUGUUCAAAAGAAUAAAGAAGCAAAUGGUUGGGGUGUUCAGAAGAAUAAAAAAAGGAAUGGUUAUGUUCAAAAAAACCAAGGAGCAAAUGGUUCGGAUCUUCAGUCAAUCGGAAAAAAGGCUUGGGAAGGUCACACAGCUAAGAAGAAUGUUUGGGGUGUUGACAAGGAUAAAAUGACAUGGGAAACAUCUUGCUGGAGCGAGAUUACAAAUAAAAGGAAAGCUAAGAACUGGGGUAAGGAGAACCAACCAGUCUCUUGGAAGGAAUCACGAGAUUAUAAUGGCCAUGCUUCUAGUUCAAGAGCUAUCACGGGGCAACCAUCUUCCUCCUGGAAACAACCAAGGGAUCGCAGCGCCUGCGCUUCUAGUACUGGAGCUUCUGGAAGAAAGCCUAAUGAUGUUUCUUUGGAAUUUGAAAAGUUCAUGCCUUUAACUGAUUUGCCGAAGGUGGGAGAUGUCAUUGCGUAUCGUUUGUUGGAGCUGUCAUCAUCUUGGUGCCCAGAGCUAACUUCAUUCCGGGUCGGAAAAAUCACUUCGUUUGAUCAAGAGUCGAAUAAAACUAUGCUGGUUCCAGAAGCACAAUACCCACUUAACCUUCCAAAAAGGGCUGUCAAAGAUCAUGCUGAUGAUGAUGACUGUGGACAACCUCCGCAACCUUCUUUCUACAAUGAAGAUGGGUCCUUAGAGAUUGAUUUCCCUUCUCUUGUAAAUGUGCGUAUUGUGAAGCGUAGUGAUUCCAUUCAAUCAGAGGGAACUGUACUCCCUGCUGCAAAUGGUACUUUUGUCCCUUCAGAAAUGAGUAAAGGCGCAUCAGAAACUGACAACCAACAGCUACAAACCCCUGCUACGCCUGUAAAUGGGAAGAAAGAUGUAUGGGAAGAGAUAAGCGACGCAUUGACUGCAAAGAAAGCACAGCUUACACAAGAGGAUAACUGGAACAAGAAACAGAGUUCGGCCAAGCAAUCGUGGUCGCACAGAACCUUGAAAAGCCGUUCACUUGGCUCUACAAUGACCAUGUUAAGAGCAUAAAAUGGUGUAUGAACCAACAAAAGGUAGACCAUGAAAUUUUGGCAAAGCCUCUAAUCUGGAACCGUGAGCCUCUGGUCUCCCUGCAUGUCUAUUUUCUUUGCGGUAAUCUUUUGGGGGUUGGUUUUUGAAUCUAAAUGUCGAUGUGCUUCCUGCGCCAUUGGCUUUGUAUCUUAAUGUAUCUAUCGAACUUGCAUCAAUGAUAUGUACAGUCGACUUGAUCCAUGGGCCAAAAAAAACACUAGAACCGAAUUUCGUCUAAAUCUUUUUUGAUUGGCCUUCAUUGUAUUUAUCUCGGAAUACAAGUUGAAAUUGCAACUCAGAUCAGGCGAAAUUGAAUUGUCACAUUUAUCUGUCCACAAUGUAGAUUUGGAUAUUUUGAUUUUUCUUUUUCAUGGGAAAAUUGAAAACAAGCACUUCCUAACGUGAGAAAUCAAAAUAGUUUUUGUAUCUAUCAAUUUCAAAUUCGCUUGUAACUUGGUGCAACUUCUAGCCAUAUAUCCUGAUUAAACCUCGAGUACUCUUUAACCGUGCUCUCGUUUCUGUUUAUGAGUUGUUGUCUUCCUUUUCUUUCUAGACUCUAAUCAUAGUUUUUAAUGUGUGGGAUACACUGGGUAUAAUCAUGAGGAUGAUAUUGUACCUCACAAGUCACAUUAAUUAAUUAGUCGGCUUAUUAGUAU
Messenger RNA from Amaranthus tricolor (Joseph's coat), 3057 nucleotides. Its product is annotated as coilin-like. The transcript is spliced from 13 exons. Gene Ontology annotation, cellular component: Cajal body. The record is from RefSeq and is a predicted model, not a curated record. Gene Ontology annotation, molecular function: U2 snRNA binding; U1 snRNA binding. NCBI's taxonomy places the organism in Eukaryota, Viridiplantae, Streptophyta, Magnoliopsida, Caryophyllales, Amaranthaceae. Gene Ontology annotation, biological process: spliceosomal snRNP assembly. The coding region runs from base 278 to 2380 and encodes 700 amino acids.